Messenger RNA from Seminavis robusta, 1335 nucleotides. The record is from the annotation of a GenBank genome assembly. NCBI's taxonomy places the organism in Eukaryota, Bacillariophyta, Bacillariophyceae, Naviculales, Naviculaceae.
AUGAACUGCUUGGAAGUUUCUAUGCUCUUGCUUUUGGUACUACAUGUAUACAUAGUACCGGUAGCAUUGGUUCAUGGACAACACAUUCGGCCAAAGCCAAACCAAGCCUCAGAGACAAGGGCUGAUGAAACUGUCUACUUUCUAGAUACCUCUGGUCUUGACGAUGCUGGGACAGACUUCUAUCACUUUGCAAGGUUGGAUAUGCAGCUUUUGGAAGACCUGCCAACCUGGAAUUUUAUCAACUUCCACACAACAGAUGAUCAUUUCUAUGGUGAAACUGAUGAUGGAAUGACUGCCUGCCAUUUGAUGAGACAUUCAUCUUCAUCCACACGGUCUACUAGAAAUGAUAAGCUGCUAGGCAUGGUGAGCGACCGUGAAAACAAUAUCUGGUAUGAGAUCAAACCUGAUUUGCACGGGGAUGUCCUUGUCACGGCAACAUUUGAAGGUGACAUUCCUCCUUCUGCAAAAGACAAUGCACACAUUUCACAAGCUCAGUCUUUGUGGAACAAUUUGCGGUCCACAUGGUCGUACCUCAGAGAUCUACCCUGGACGCUGAGACUUGAUCCCGCCAAAGAGCAGGUGAUUGACAUUAUGAUUAUUUGGUCAGAAAACUCAGAAUGCUAUCGGAGUUUUCAGCACGUUGAUUGUACUCUUACAGAAGAUACACGGGACAACAUGUUGGCUUCAUCUGAAUUUGUCAUUGCAACAACAAACUUUGCACUCGCUAAGUCAGACACAAGCACAGUCUUCAACCUGGCUCAUGCACAAAGGGAUACAUCUGGGUACAGAGAAGCUGACACAACACAGAUUCUCACGGACAUGGGUGUACCUUUCUUUGGUCAAUUGAGCUAUUUGCAUCCACUCAGAGAUGAACACAAGGCAGACUUGGUUUCUUUCAUUUACGACAAUCGGAUCAUGGUAGAGCAGGGCAUUGGUGGUCGUGCUCUACUCCCGAUUCCACCUGGACUCCCAUUGGCACCAUUCAUGGCAUGGUCGACCUACUGUGUUGCGUGCCUUGGAGGAGGUUACAUCCCAGCCCACGAGUAUGGUCACAACUUGGGAUGCUUUCAUGAUCGUGGCACUACUGAUGCUUGUGAUGACAACAAGAAUGCCAACUAUGGCUACCGCUCUCCAACAGGCACUUUUCGAACCAUCAUGGCAUAUUCGUGUGUUCCGGGGGAGUGUGAUGACUAUCAGUUGGAUAGGGUCUGUUCAGUUAUCCCCUACUUCUCAGGGCCUGCAUCGUAUCAAAAUGGAGAGGUAAUGGGUGGGGAAGAAAACAACUGUCGAGAACGGAUCAGGCUGGACAAGAGGACAGUUUCCCGUUUUCGGUAA